Molecule: messenger RNA, 4902 nt
Organism: Chara braunii
Lineage: Eukaryota; Viridiplantae; Streptophyta; Charophyceae; Charales; Characeae
Source: the annotation of a GenBank genome assembly
UUCGGGGGCGUAGACUUGAACCGCCCAGGGCGUGCACACGCGACGGGAUCCUUACACCUGUCGAAAGAGGGAUGGCGGACCUUUGGGAUUGCUUUGGCUUCCGGGGAUGGCCCGGGGAUGACCCCGUGCGAAUGUUAGAAGGAGCAUGGCAAAUAACCUGGCGGGAGGGGUUUGAGUUUGCAGAUCCGGAACGAGAUGACGUGACGGUUGAGGUAAAAGUCGCCGCAGCAGGGGUCUUUGAGCUGUCGAAUGAGAUCGUACGGAUGAGUCUGCCGCCCUUCCUGCUAAGACGAAUGGGAGGCAUAAAACGAGUGGAGCAGGCGGUAACUGCCAUAAAACUAGGCGAAAUGGCAACGGAGGAGGAGACAGAUAAUCAUAAGAGUGAAGAAGAACCGGGCUUAGGAGGCAGUGCCGCACAAAGCGAAGGGGGGCAGAAGGACAAAGAAUCGAUAAAUCCGAAUGGUACCAAAGGGAACCGAAAGGAGAUCUCCACAGGGGAAAGUUCGGGGAAAGCUGGGGGAAGUAGGCAGGGGACUCAGGGGACCAAGGAAGGCAGGAAUAAGGAUAGGACAAACCCCGGGAACUCGGAGGGAGCCGUGUCUAAGAAAGUAAGAGUCAUGGAUACGAGGCGCAGACUAGCCGAGAUAGACAAAAGGACCGCGGAAUACAAGGCGAGAUUGAUUGAGGAAAUGAUGACUGGGAACGAAGAAGGCUCUCUGCAGGAGGAACCCCGGGACGAACGGAGAACCGACCGAGAAGGAACUACGAAAACCAGGGAGGGACAGAAGGCCGGCAAGGAAGAUCCGGAUAACAGUGUGACAGGCGAGGCCAGCAGCUCCGAGGGCGGCCUUAAGAAGAUAGUGUCGUCCCUCGCGCGAGCACUAAACAAAAAUCAAGGCUACCUAGCGGAUGCUAAGAAGAAGUUGACGUUUGAUGGGGCGAACAUCAUGCAAUUCAUGAUAGAUUACGAGAACCUGGAAGCCGAACUGGUGGGCGAGAUCAUCUGGGAUCAACGUCAAGGGCGCGGGCCGCAGACCAAUUUUAUUUUGGAAAACGACGGACGUGAUAGGGUGAACGCGAGUACUCGGCUAGGGACGGCUGGGAGAAGGAUUAACCACGACACCGUGAUGGAGGAGGUUGCUGGAAGUUCGGAACCCCAGGCAGAGCCUGAGGCCGAGGAACCGGAAAAGGUCUAUGGGAAACCUAGGGAAGAGGAGCCUGCCGACAAAGUUUCCGCUGCCACGAAGAUGUUUAGGUACCAAAUCCCGAUCUUAUCCUUACCUGAGAUGGACGACACCAUUAGCAAGUUACUAGGGACCAUGGUGUCGGUGUCUUUUCAGACUAUGCUGCAGGCUAGCCCUAGGUUGCUCAAAGGGCUUAGACAACUGUUGACCCGGCGGCGAGUAGAAAUAGGCGACAACCCCGAACUACCUGAAGGGAAGAGGGAGGAGGAAGUUCCGCAAGAAGUGGCUAACCUGCAGAGGAGUCGCGGGGACUUGGAGGAUCUCGAGAAGGCCUUUGCAGACAUUCGUUUGAGCUUGCCCGACCGAGAGGGCGGCGAAGUUAUGAGAUCGCCACCCGGGACGAAGCUUAGCUUUCAUGCGCUACCCGUAAGGAAAUUGAAAAUCCAGAUCGGAAGUCAUCACACCGACGCAUUAGUAGAUGAGGGGGCAGAAAUCACCCUUAUAAGAAGAGAUUUCGCAACGAUCACGGGAUGUACGGUAAACAAGGAAGUAACAAGGAGCAUCUGUGGAGCUGGCGGGGAAAUCUCGUUCGCUGGAAAGAUCCCGGAAGGAAGUGUUCGAAAGUACAAGCCGGUAGGGAAGAAAGCAAAACCGGUCUCGAUCCUGUUAGAGACAUCAAAGGAAGAGGCUGUGGAGAAGGAGGAAGAGGUCCUUCGAGUGAUCCGAGAAAGAAGGGCGACGGAGGGACAUCGGAUACCAGAUGAGGUAGCGGACACAAUGAAGAUAGGGAUAGACGGGUUCCUAACGGAAGAAGAAAACCGCCUGAUCAAAAGGACCUGCCAGGAAUCUCAUCUGGCGUUUGCCUUUCGUGAUCUCCAGAAGGGACGACUGGAUGCGAAGUUGAUCCCUCCGGUCAGAAUCCACACGGUAGAACAUGAGUGCUGGAAUGACAAGGGGACAUCCUAUGAAUUUGGGAUAGCGGGAGAGGACAUCAAGGACUUACUCCGUCGGUUCCUAGUAUACAACAUUAUGGCUAGUGGACAAAAGAGUAUCCUAGCAGUACCAGAGAUAACUAUACUAGGAUUUAGUUGCGGUGCUUACGGCAGGAAGCCGGAUCCGGCAAAGACCGACAAGAUAUCACAGUGGCCGACACCGCUGCGCACGGCGACGGAGGUAAGGGCAUUCCUAGGCGUAGUCGGCUUUUGGAGGAUCUUUAUUAAGAACUUUGCCAAGAUUGUUGAGCCUAUCCGGGCUAUGAUCAGGGAAGAAGGAACCAUGGAUUGGACGGAGGAGCGAGAAGGAGUUGUCCAAAGGCUCAAGGACAUAUUGACAUCUGAGACAGUCACCCUGUUCGCGCCCUGUUUUAAUGACGAAGUGGGACGACCCUUCAUCCUAGAGACGGAUGGAGGACCUUUGGCCGUAGGAGGUGUGUUGAUUCAAAGGGAUGAGGGAGGAAAAGAGAGACCGAUUAGGUUCGAAAGUAGAACCUUGAACUCCGCAGAACGGCGGUACUCGCAAUUCAAGAAGGAAGUCCUAGCCAUCCUGCAUUGCCUUAAGACCUUCCAGGCCUACCUAUUUGGGAGACGGUUCAUCUUAAGGAUCCAUCCGACGAAUGUCGCAGGGGCCCUAAAGAAUUACAGGCCUAUAGAUCCGACGCCCAUAGACGCCUUCCUCGAAUACGAAGGAGGAACUCUUGCGGUGGAUAACGAAAUGAUAAGCGAGGGAUGCACAUCGGGAGAACUAUUGAUCCAGACUUUGCAGAAGGGGGCACCUGCCGUAGUAGCUGAACUUAGGGAAGGUCCAGUUACCACUCGAGGACGCAGAGAAGAAAAUGACUCAUGGAAAGCGAUAAUAGGACCGAAGGAGAAGCUGAUAGCAAUGGCGGUCGAAGGGGGCCGCGAAACAGUCAUGAGCUUAGUGGAAUCCUGGGAAAGGAAAGAGUUGCAAUGGGUGGUAAAUCAGAUGCAGGAAGGAAAGGAUGGGGGCAAGGAAGGAGAGGAGUUUUUCUAUGUCCAAUCAUACAAAGGGCUCUUUCGGGAGAUCGGUUUGUUGUUGGUAGGAAACAAACAACCUACGGAAGUCAGUAUUAAGGCAAGAGAAGAAGUCGAAAGGUACGUCCUAAGGGGCGGGCAUUUGUUCCGGAGGGAGGAAGGUGCUAUGCCCAAAAGGGUUGUGUGCGGAAGGUCUAGGCAAGAAGACGUUAUCCAGGCAACGCACGACGGGUUAACGGGAGGACAUCGAUCUUCCAAAGGAACACUUGCAAAGAUAACGCCGCUCUAUUAUUGGCCAGGCAUGGCAGCCAUGGUCGCCAUAUACUGCCAGACUUGCCUUAUUUGCCAAGAACGAAGCUCGGUACGAGUCUUCGAGCCGCUUAGACCAACGCGGGUGCUAGGGCCGGGACAUCUGGUCCACCUCGACCUUGCGGUGAUGCCUGUAUCAAAGGAUGGAUACAGGUAUAUCCUAGAUGCGCGAGACAACUUGAGUGGGUUCGUGGAGGCAGUCGCCCUCAAGAAAAAGACAGGGAGGAGUGUGGCGGACUGGAUAGAAGACUUCUACUUAAGGCACCCGUUCGUCAGGAGGUUUAUAGCAGACAAUGGGACGGAAUUUGUGAACCAAGAAGUAUUGGGGAUGCUUAAGAGACUUUGCGUACCGAUCAAACUCAUCAAGCCGUAUCACCCUGAGGCCAAUGCGCCAGUGGAAAGGGGGCACCGAACCUUGAAGAACACGAUUGCAAAGCUCGCAGCAGACCAUCUGGGGAACUGGCCUAGGUAUCUUAAGCAGGCUGUUUUUGCAGAGAAUAUGACUCCUAAAAGGACAACAGGAUGUAUCCCGGCAGAGCUUUGGUACGGAAGAGAGAUCGACUUUCCUGUGGAAGCCUUGGUACCUACCUGGAAUAGGUUAGAUAAUGAUCCACAAAUGACCACUGAAGAGUUAAUCGAGGCAAGAUAUCAUCAGAUCCUUAAGAAUGAGGAGGUCAUGGAAGACAUCGCCAGCCGGGUGCUGGACAGCAGAAUGAGGGACAAAGCAAUAUGGUACCAGGUCAAGAAUGUCAGAAAGGAGCCACUUCAGGUGGGGGAGAUGGUACUGCUAAGGAACUCGGCACUAGAAAGUACUUGGUCGGGAUAGUUGGGAAGGAGGUGCAAAGGCCCCUACCGGGUCGCCAAGCGGGUGGGACUGAACACCUUCGAACUGGAAGAUUUGGAUGGAACUGGAUUGAAAAGGCCCUUCCCGGGGCAACGACUGGUCAGGUUUCUAAGUCGGGACCCAGUGGAACAAUGGCUUCAGGAGGCCGAAGAUAAGGAAACAGAAGAGCCACAGGCUAAAGACUAACCACAGCCUUGCCCACCCUAUGGUUUGUCUCUGACCAUGUUCGUGGGACUGUCAUUUUUUUGGGACUGGUGCUUUGGCUUGGACUGACUGAGGUUGAAAGGUAGCAUGACUUGGGGGUUGCAAUAUCUGGCUUGUGUGACAACGGGAAGGGAUGUUUGGGGCAUUGUACCAUAGUUUCUGACGGAAAAAAUAUGGGGUCAUCACGAACGACGCAUUCGCAUGUAUAAAAAGGGCGUGAUGCGAGGGAUACUGGGUGCAUUUUGGGAAUGUCUACCGGCCUAAGGGGGAGGGGAGACAUAAGUGUAUGAGGGACAUUGCGGGUGUUGUUUUGUUAUACAGGGCUUAGGAGUAAAACGAGAAAAGACAAAAAUGAAAUUCGGCAACGAGA